AGCAUACCUGGAAGACAAGAUGCCCCCAGGGUUAUGCUAGACAAUCUGAAGGUUCAACAGAAGAAGCAAAAUGGAUUCGCUCACAGUAAACUGAAGACAUGGAUGCAAUCCUGUGCUGAUGAGAUGGCACAUUCACUGACCCAGGACAACGAGCAAGAGUAUGAGCCAGACGGACUCCCGGAGGUGGUCAGAAAAGGCUUUGCUGAUAUUCCUACUGGGAAAACCAACCCCUGUGUUUUGCGCAGAACAGCGCUAAACCUAAAGACCAGUCCCCGUCUUGCUGCUCAAAGCCAAAAUUUGUCACCAUAUGGCCAAUGUUUACAAAAAGGCAGGUCAGCUAAUUUUGCCAAGAUCUCUAAACCGACAGCUGGUGGCAGCAAAUCACCAAAGGUAGAUGCUACUCAGCAGCACCAAGCAGAAACAUCUAUUGAACCUAUGGAAUCAAGAUCUCCUCUUUGCAUGAAGAAGCAACACACACAAGCUGUUGCUGAGAACUCAAGGGAGAAUCUCCACACACACCAAGGCAGAUGUUCCUUGAGCACACAAAAACUACCUGAGCAAAAUGAACAAGACAAAAACUGUAUGGUACAGUAAACCUGAGUAGUAUACCAUGAAACAAACCCUAACCGCACCCCUUGACCCCUUAAACUCUGCCCCUUCACCCCUUAAACCCCACCCACCUGUCACAAGAAGUCCGCUCCGGGGAGUAUUACUCCCAGGGUCAAGAUGCCACAUGACCGGAAGCAAGGUGUGUCACGUGACCAUCCUCUACCACUCAGGAAGGGUUUCAGCCACUCGGGACCACCCCGAGAGGAGAUUUGACCAAUCAAGGCAAGUUCUGGAGUGGAGUGACCCAUCUGGAUGUGGGUCAUGUGACCCCUCUAAGAACUCCGCCUACUUCCCUCUACCAAUCAGGAUGGGGUUCACCCUGAUAGGACCUCCCUCAGAGGAGAUUUGACCAGUCAGAGUGAGUUCUGGGGUGGGGUGACCUGUUCGGAAGUGGGUCAUGUGACCC
Messenger RNA from Mauremys mutica (yellowpond turtle), 1015 nucleotides. Its product is annotated as centromere protein F-like. The transcript is spliced from 5 exons. Lineage: Eukaryota; Metazoa; Chordata; Testudines; Geoemydidae. Gene Ontology annotation, cellular component: spindle pole; nucleus; chromosome, centromeric region. The record is from RefSeq and is a predicted model, not a curated record. Gene Ontology annotation, molecular function: dynein complex binding; microtubule binding. Gene Ontology annotation, biological process: mitotic cell cycle; regulation of G2/M transition of mitotic cell cycle; metaphase chromosome alignment. The coding region runs from base 34 to 594 and encodes 186 amino acids.